AUGGACCAGCAAGAGUCAGAGGAGGACCAAUUCUACAAGGUGCUUCAAGAGAACUUGAGAUAUGCAUUUACUAGCCCCAUAGCUACCACGCAGGUGUUCCCUACGCCUUAUUCACAGUCGCAGCAAACUAAAAGGGAGGGGGGUAAGAUGGGUAGUGUGGGAGGGGGGCUUGGAAUUGAGGAAGGGAAUGAGUCUUCAUUGGUGGAGAAUAGCAUGCUGGCGGUGCAGGGGGGUGCGAUUGAGGGCGUGGGAUCGUGUGGGACGGUGCCGAGCAGUGCGAUGGGGGUCACGGCGAUUGGUGGUGGGAGUACCACGGGGACUGGGACUGGGACUGCGGCGGCGGCGGCGGCGGCAGUGUCUGUGUCUACGGCAGCAAGUGGGGGGAAGAGGGCCAGGACGACGUCACUGAACGAUGUGAACACUCAGCCGUCGAUGGUAUUAAAUUUUGAGAACUUUCCCAAUGAGAUAUUUCUAGACUCUUCAGACCAGUUUCGUGAAUUCCGUGAGUUUUUGCAGGAGUCACCAGCUAGUAUUAAUCUGUGGCAGGCGAAGACGCCUGCCAAAACGCCGUUGAAAUUUCUGCAGCAGCAGCAAUUACAACAACAACAACAACAACAACAACAACAACAACAACAACAACAACAACAACAACACCUUCAUCAACAACAACACCAUCCACAACAGCAGCAGCAGCAGCAGGGACAACAGCAGGGGAUUUCUGGUUCCCUAGGGCCGCAGAUGACUGCGGGGCAGGGCCUGCAGAGCCAGCAUCAGACACCAUUGCAGAACCUAGACAUAAAUCAUAUGUUUAAUUCGGGCGGUAAAUCUACAAUGUCUCCUUCUAAGCGACUCUAUUCUUUAACUCCAUAUAGCAGAAAAAUCUUGAACGACAUGGAAACGCCUUACAGCCGGGCUUUUGCAUCUUCGUCAAACAGUGCGCUGGUGGACUUUCAAAGAGCUCGGAAAGAACAUGGAAGCAGUUUAAUGAAGACCCCGAUCACCAAAAAGACGCGACAGCUGAAUAACAAGCGACCUGAACAAUUAUCGGCCACGGCAUCGUCGUCUCCUCUAUCUUCAUCACUUAUUUCAAGCGUUGCUAUUCCUACGAUCGAGGUGUCGACAUCUAAGGUCGCUGCUGGCUGUACUGCUGCUUUUCAGCGUAAUACGAAGAACACUAUUUCAGAAGUUGCCUCAUCGUCACAUAUAAAUGAUCAGAAUCCUGAUGAAGAUGCAGAUGACAACCAGGACUUGUACGGAUCAUCACCGACAACCAUACAGCUUACGUCUUCGGUGACUAAAUCGGCGAGAGCUAACUUGAGCGAAUCUCCCCCAAUUGGAGCACAACGUGACCCGGCGAUUGAUAAUCGACUUUUUGAUAUUGCCGCAUCUCCAACUCCAAAACUGCACAGCAAGGUGUCUGUAGCAGAGACGCUGCCGUUACGGGUACCUGAGUUACCAAAGUUGGGAUCUUUCAAGAGUGUAACUGUGCGUCCACAACUGAUACCGUCCAUUGCAUAUAUCGCCUCAGGAGGCAACGUUGCAGGUGUUACAAGCGCUUCUUCUGUGGCCCCUGUGUUUAUGGGGUCCACCUGCUGCAAGAGCAAUAAUACUAGGACAGCGUCGAAGCUUGCGCCGAAGGGCAGGAGCAGAUCGAAAUCCGGCCAGCAACCGCAGCACUCUAAAUUCCAAUUUAUUAUGACAAAUGCAAAUUCUUUUACGCCCAAUGGAGAGGGUGGAUCUGGAUCAUCGAAGAGAAAACUGAAACGCUCCCAGUCCACAAUUGCUGCACAGGAUCAACAUGUUAGGGCCUCUGACAAUACUAAUACUAACAAAAGAAAAAAAAGAAUUUCUCGAUGUCUCAAUAAAGUUAUGGUAUUAUAUUAA
This is a messenger RNA of Eremothecium cymbalariae DBVPG#7215, 1884 nucleotides long. RefSeq names its product Ndd1p (gene NDD1). NCBI's taxonomy places the organism in Eukaryota, Fungi, Ascomycota, Saccharomycetes, Saccharomycetales, Saccharomycetaceae. The coding region runs from base 1 to 1884 and encodes 627 amino acids. The transcript has a single exon. The record is from RefSeq and is a predicted model, not a curated record.